CUUCGAUGCUACCAUGCUCACGCGCAUAAUUGUACGACUUCUUUUGCUCAAUCGGAAAAGCGAACUAUUUCAUAUUGCUGCGUCUUGAACCAUAGCACAGCCUCUAAAUGCGGUCCUGUCAUAUGUCAUUGUGCUCAAGCAUUUUGGACACUUUUAUACUGUCUCGACUGUCCAUACACACACUUGAACAAACCAUACUUCCCAAGGACCCAUCUAGUCCAUCUAGCUAAUAUUUUAUCAGCAAGAGAAGACUGCACCAUAUUAAUAUGACCUAACAUUUGACUUAUCCUGAUGACUACGACUUUAACCACUUGCUCUCAGUAAUUUCCGGUUUGCCAAUUACAGCAACAAUUGGUGCUACCAUUACUACCCUGGUAGAAAUAUCUCUAAGCGGAUAGAAAUUGAGCCAUUUCGAAGCCAUCACAAGCAUGUCUUAAAGGUAACAAUGUUCAGGAGUGUAGGUGGUGGUGUGAUUGACGCGGAGGUUUUUAUCAUUUGGCGAACACGCCUAUCUUCAAAGGCUUCAUCACUCUCUGAGCUUGGCCUCUUCUUGAUUGGAAUUCCAUCUAUCCUACCACGCUUGUGCGGAGAGGUUUCGGUUAACAGAAAGCCUGCCUGAUUUGAAGCUCUAUUUACUUUCUUGGGUUCUCUCGGGUAUAUGUUGUCCUACUCUCCUUCCUUCCUCAACAACCUCUUUCCUUCUAACCACAUACUCAGCCUCACCCUCUCAUACAAUUUACCACUUCCACUCCCCACGUACUAACCUUCAUAUAACUCUAAUAACCAUUCUCUCAUCGGACCUUCUUCGAUCUCGAGCUUAAAGUCGAUAUUGACGUCAAGCCCUGGAGGUCAUCGUCAACCAAUUCAACCUCCCUACCUUGUUCACCUCGUCUCAGCACGAGUCUUGAGUACCCCCAAACUCAGCUCUGUUCAAUACCGCCAGCCGACUUGCGCCCAUCGUCAACUUCAAUCAACAAUCAUGAAGCUCCUUAUCACCUUCUUGUUGGCACUGAUAUCAACAGCUGCUUCGACAUGGAGUCCAUUCAAAGAGCCUAGCGCUUCUGUUGUCAGCGUUGUACCAACAGCCAAUGACCAAGGUCGCGAUAUUGGAUCAACAUUCAAUCCAAAGGAGCUUCUCGAGUCCCGCAAACCUGAGUUUUAUAACGAAGCCUUGAGUCGACUGGAACGUCUCGAGGACCAGCCGCUGUGCCAUCGUGUCGCUGCUCAACUACUCAUGAAGAACUGCCGAGGUCUGGAUGGCGUUGACAAGCAAACAUACCAAUUGAACAGUGACCAGAAUCAGAAGCACCACAUUGAGGCCUUCACUGCUAGUCUCACGGUAUGCGAGAUGGAAGAAGUUUCGUUCUCGAUCCCUGACGCCUGCUUCCCGUUCUCCAGCACUGCUAUUUUUAACCAGGCUCGCGAUAUCGGCGUCUUAAAGGUGUCUCGUGAGCAGACGCUUGAUUGCAAGACAGCUAUUCAUCAAAAUCCAAGCAAUCAGCACAUCUGGAGCAACUUUGUCACGUCAGCUACGGUGUUCUGCCGCGCUGCAAGUUCAGAGCUUGAAAAUAACCAACACAUCCUCUUGCACAAGGAGCUGGUUCAGAUUAUGGCCAAGUUCUCAGAGGCCAUCCACAGAGACUUGGAGAUGAUGCAGAAGAAGUUGGCUGACAAUACGAAAGCCUCGGAUUCAUACUUGGACACAGUCCUCAGCAAUGUCAACGAGUGGACAGCUAAGCUAAAGCAAGGAUUCCAAUCCGCGUCAAAGAACGUAGAGGACGUCGACAAUGCCAUGGAUUCCAUAGCCAAGAACAGCAAGAAUGCAGCUCAUAUGAUGAAUCAAUUUCUUAAGAGCAUGUAUGAGAGUACUGCAGAAGUGUCUGCUGAGCAGGAAAAGGCUUUAGUUGUUGGAACGACCCAGGUCCAGCGUCAAAUGGACAUCAUUGCCAACAGUUUACUUGAGACUCAAAAAGGACUAGCAAAGGUGGCAAACGUUGUCAGUACUCUCAAUUCUGUCGUACUAUCAUUGAGCGAGCGAAUCGAUGUAUCGGAUACCCAAUCAAAAGCAACACUAAGCGCAGUUUCGAAUGCUACCGAUGCCCUGGAAUACCAUGCUCAACAGCUCAACAAGGUCACUAAUACAGUGUCAAACCUCAAUGAACAACUGGAGCAAGCCACUGAGAAUGCUCACUCCUGGAGAUACUCGCUUAGUCAAAGCACUUCGAUUCCUGACUGGACUAUCCGUACUGGAACUCCACUAGGAUUGAUUGCCAUGGGUAAUGCUGUUCUUGGAAGCUCUUUCCUCACGAACAUUCAGCUCGGCUUUGCAGGUCUUAUCUUUGGAGAAUUUAUUGUCUGGGCUCGAGGUCCAUUUGUGCAGUCCAUGUGCCAAUCCGGUCUGACCUUGAUCAACUUUAUCUCCUCGUCCCGAGAACCAUCUGCAGUCACCCAGAAGGCUCGAAUCGAAAAGGCCGCCUCGAUUGUGGCAACACCGAUUCAGUUCGACUCGCCAUCAGCUGCAGACAACAACCACCAUCACCCAGAGAUGAUGUAGAUACGAGAAGACCAAACGCAGAGCUUAAAAACCACCAUCAACGUCGCCUGGUAAAUUGGCAGACAAGGUCUCCCUCAUACUGGAACGUCCAGAUUUCUACAAUGGAGAUUAAUUAUUGCUAUUUAAACAUGUAAUCACGGGUUGGCAGUAUUUGGCACUUACGAAAUAAUACUUGAUAUGGGGGAUGGAGAAGCUGGAGACAAUACUCUUGGGGAGAAAUAUGUUUACGAUUCGCACUUUGGCUUGGCUUCAGCGAUCCCGACAUGGAGAAUUGGUUAACCAUCUUGUCAUUAGAGGUUGGCAUAGAACAUAGAUAGCACAUCACAGCGAAGAUACACGUAGAUACGUGGUUGAGAAC
Molecule: messenger RNA, 2912 nt
Organism: Cadophora gregata
Lineage: Eukaryota; Fungi; Ascomycota; Leotiomycetes; Helotiales; Ploettnerulaceae
Exons: 7
Coding region: 980-2554 (524 amino acids)
Biological process (GO): nuclear membrane fusion involved in karyogamy; karyogamy involved in conjugation with cellular fusion
Cellular component (GO): endoplasmic reticulum membrane
Source: RefSeq, a predicted model, not a curated record